Messenger RNA from Seminavis robusta, 1497 nucleotides. NCBI's taxonomy places the organism in Eukaryota, Bacillariophyta, Bacillariophyceae, Naviculales, Naviculaceae. The record is from the annotation of a GenBank genome assembly.
AUGUCCUGGAGAGGAGACAACACUACCACUAAAGGGGCUAGUUCUGUCAGUACCACCCCAGUCUUUGACCAAGAUACUAGUAAUGAUAUAGUUGCAUUUCCAAAAGGUUUCCUGUUUGGAUCCGCCACCUCUAGUUAUCAGGUAGAAGGCGCGGCUCACGAGGAUGGACGAGGCAUGACUGUGUGGGAUACCUUUUGUUAUCAGGGUGGACACGUCUUGAACAAUGACACGGGAGAUGUCGCCUGUGAUCACUACCAUUUGUUCGAACGAGAUGUCCAGCUCAUGAAACAGUUGGGCUUGCAGGGAUACCGCUUCUCCAUUGCCUGGACAAGGAUCCUUCCCUCGGGAUACUACAACAAAGAGCAAGGCGUCAAUCAGGCGGGGAUCGAUUUUUACAAUAGACUGAUUGAUACCUUGAUCGAACACAAUAUUGAUCCUUGGAUCACUCUUUUUCAUUGGGAUCUACCGCAACAGCUCGAGGAUGAUGUCGGCGGUUGGCUGGAUCCGAGUGGCAUAGUGGUGGAUGCGUUUGCAAACUAUUCACGCAUCUGCUUUGAGGCUUUUGGAGAUCGCGUCCAACACUGGAUCACUCUCAACGAACCUUGGACCGUCGCCGUCCAUGGCUACAAUGAUGGAAUCAAGGCUCCCGGGAGAAAUUCCAACGGGGCCACGGAAACGUAUAUUGUCGCACACAAUCAACUUCUGGCCCAUGCCAAGGCAGCGACUAUUUUCAAACAAGAAUUUUCCAAAACACAAGGUGGAUUCAUUGGCAUCUCCAACUCGGCAGACUACAGGUAUCCACUCGACCCCAACUCACCAGACGAUAUCCAGGCUGCCGAACGAGCCAUGUUGUUUCAAUUUGGAUGGUUCAUGGACCCAGUCAUCUUUGGGGACUAUCCUGACGUCAUGCGGCAACGAUUGGGGAGUCGCUUGCCCGUAUUCACGCCCGAACAACAAGAGCAAUUGCAAGGAUCCUGUGACUUUUUGGGAAUCAACACGUACUCGUCGGCCCUCACCACGAAACCCAAAAAGGAACCGGAAUGGGGAGGUUAUUGGGCCGACAUGUUUGUCACCACACAAAACGAUCCCAGCUGGAAAAAGAACUCUAUGGGAUGGGCCAUUGUUCCAGAUGCCACCAGGGAGCUGCUACUCUGGAUCCGUGAAAGAUACGGUAACCCACUGUUGUACAUUACAGAAAAUGGCACCGCCGAGGACGACCAUGAUGUCGAAACGGCGCAGCACGAUGAAAUCAGACGAAGCUUUUUCGAAGGCCAUUUGCGAGCUUGCGCCGAAGCGAUAGAUGCAGGAGUCAGACUGGCGGGGUACUUUGCGUGGAGUUUGAUGGAUAACUUCGAGUGGGAGUAUGGAUAUCAACGGAGAUUUGGUAUCUGCUACGUGGACUUUGAAACACAGGUUCGAACACCAAAGAGUUCUGCCUUGUGGUAUAGCGAAACGAUCGCCACCAACGGCGGCAACAUUGCCAGGAAGAGACAAUGA